Cynara cardunculus var. scolymus (artichoke) is the source of this 1217-nucleotide messenger RNA. RefSeq names its product LOB domain-containing protein 36-like. NCBI's taxonomy places the organism in Eukaryota, Viridiplantae, Streptophyta, Magnoliopsida, Asterales, Asteraceae. Bases 1 to 948 code for a protein of 315 amino acids. The transcript is spliced from 3 exons. The record is from RefSeq and is a predicted model, not a curated record.
AUGUAUGCAGUUCUGAAGGUGAAGGAGAAGAUGUCCUCCUCGAAUUCGCCUUGUGCAGSUUGCAAGCUUUUACGCCRUAAAUGCACGCAAGAAUGUGYUUUUGCACCAUAUUUCCCACCGGACCAGCCUCAGAAAUUCGCCAACGUACACAAGGUAUUCGGAGCCAGCAAUGUAACCAAAAUCCUUAACGAGCUAAACACUACCCARCGAGAGGAUGCUGUUAAUUCGUUGGCCUAUGAGGCUGAGGCACGGCUAAGGGACCCGGUUUACGGGUGUGUCGGACUAAUCUCAAUYCUCCAGCACCGGUUAAAGCAAGUCCAGAGUGAUUUACACAAUGCGAAAUUAGAAUUGGCUAAUUACAUUGGCCCUUCUGCGAUGUUGCCUAUUUUGAAUCCGGGGUUUAUCCCACAAAUCCCGAACAUGCCAUCAUCAUCGGUGCCGGUUUUACCGUACAACAUGCAGCCGAUGAUGGGCAUGCCAGGACCCGGAAAUUUCCGAGACUCGCAGCAUCAUCCGCAGAUACUUGAGGCGCAGCAACAGCAACAGCAACUGGUGGCUGUUGCUAAUUCUAGGGAACAACAGGAUAUGUUAAGGAACUACGAGCAACAGCAGCAGCAACAACAACCACCGCAACAGCAGCAGUCAUCGGCUGAUCUGGUCAGGUUUAAUGGAGGAUUUGAUGCUCCUGGCGGGUCUGGGCAGGUGACUGGGGGCGGGUUCUGCCCCAUGACGGCUCAGGCAGCCAUGUCACCAUCUUUAGCGUUAGGUAGUUCUUAUGUUAAUAACAUGUACCAGAUCCAACAGCAGCAGCCACAGCAAGAACAAAAUCAUCACCUCCACCACCAUCUUCAACCGCAUCAAMUUUUGCUGCCGCAAGAAAGUCAGCAGCCACCGCCGGCGCAGAGAGCCGCCAGCGAGGAGGAUCGGAACGUUGCUCCUUCGUGUUGAUUUUGGUCAUACUCCGCUCCGCACCUUCCCUUCUGCAGCUACUAAUCCUCGAAUAUAAAAUUUUCAUUCCAGUUUGACAAGAAUAAUAAGAGAAUGGAGUUAUAUCUGAUAGCAUUGAUUGUUAGGUGGAUGAAUAUCCCUUACAAGUGAAAGGAAAGUUUUAUUCAAUUCCACCGGCACACUUGAUCCUCCCUCCUUCAAUGUCAAUGACACACAUCGAUUUCUGAAAAAGAAAUAWAAAACCUUUGGGAUUCUUGUUUUUCUUUGGG